Blastocystis hominis is the source of this 194-nucleotide messenger RNA. RefSeq lists its product as hypothetical. The record is from RefSeq and is a predicted model, not a curated record. Lineage: Eukaryota; Bigyra; Opalinata; Blastocystidae. Bases 1 to 159 code for a protein of 52 amino acids. The transcript has 2 exons.
AUGGGUGUGAGCAUCUCGGAUCUGGGGCGCGGCUAUGCAUGGUCGGACUAUAUUCAGUUGCGUUUUUAUCAUUCCCAUGGAAGGGGUCGGCUUCCGAAGCGGGACGCGCUGUGUCAGUUGAUGCGAGCCUCGAGAGUUCUUUUUAGAAAGCUUCAUUAGAGAUGAAGUUGAGAGAGUGGUUUGAAUAGAAGGAA